Molecule: messenger RNA, 2550 nt
Organism: Schistosoma haematobium
Lineage: Eukaryota; Metazoa; Platyhelminthes; Trematoda; Strigeidida; Schistosomatidae
Exons: 1
Coding region: 405-1283 (292 amino acids)
Source: RefSeq, a predicted model, not a curated record
GAUCUGCUCUGAUUCUGGUCUGAUCUGCUCUGAUUCGGAAGCUGGUAUCUUGUUCUGGACUCAAGUGGAAGGGCUCGGAAGACAUAGGACCAGUAAGGACACUAAACUGCCCACACCGGUUAAACGUCAUUGGUUGGCCUAGUGUGAAGAUUCGUAUAAGUCGUAUCCGGAUUGGUAGAUAAGUCGUGUGAUCGAAAAGUCAGACAUCCAAGGUCAUAACAAUUGGCGACGGGGAUUUUGGCAAAAACAAAAUAAUUGGGAGACGCAAGGUCAUAACAAUUGGCGACGGGGAUUUUGGCAACAAAGAAAUAAUAAUAAUACAAGUGGUGACUCAGAUUUUGGAAAUAAAUUAGCUGUAUAAUUGCCGGUGAUUUUUGGAGCUAAUAUUAUUGGCAAAAAAAAAAAUGUCGAUUUCUUUCGAACAGUUGCGGUUAAUAUUACAGCACCAGCAGAAGAUGUUUGCCUUGCAACAAGAGCUAUUUAUAACAGUUUUGGGCAGACUUUGCAUUCAAGCAGAAAAUAAGAAAUCUAUAUAUCAUGCAGAUAAUGGUGCAGUAAUGGACAUUUCAGAAGCAUAUCCUGUGCAGGAUUCAAAUCCCUCUAUACCAGAAGGGAAACGUAAUAUUGGUAACGUGUCCAGCUCAGAGCAAGAAAAUAUUGUGUUAAAUGCACAUGAAGUUGUGACAAUACCAGAUGAUCAGAAGCCAGAUCCUGUAGUUGAUGCCCAGAGUCCAGAAUCAAAUGAAACACUACUGGUACUGUCUAGCUGCGAAAAUAAACGUCAGCUCGAACAAAAUUGUGGUCCACGUGCUACUAGUCGAGAAAGCUAUGGUGACUCGUAUUCAGAAAAUAACUGGAGCAACACGAUGAACAAAAUUGUACCAGAUGUUACUCAAAAUCACCGGAAGACAGAAUUUUAUAUUGAGUCAACUUAUCCCAUUUCUAAUGACAGUGUGCCAGAUAUUGAUUCUCAGAAUAAUGCAUAUGAUUUUGAUGAAACUUCUUAUAACAAUGAGGGAAAUAUGUCAGCUGAGUCGAAUGAUGGCCAAAAAUCUAACUUAAUUCUGUUAGACGUUGACUUUCUUAAUGACUCGUUAUCUGCUAACGAGAUUCAUAAUGAAUUUGAAAAUAAUGAACUCAGAUCAAAGGCCGUUCAUCAUCAUCUAGUCAUUUUUAGUGGCUUCUCCAGUCAAUACGAGAAACAUGGUUUAAAUAAAGUCCUACUAGUUGUAUUUUGGAGCCAUAAGGACCCAACCUUAUUUCGAGGAGGAGGAGAAUGUUGAGGAAUUUAAAGUCACAUAUAAUUUUUUUUUUUUAAAUCAGAAUCUAAAGUUGGGUUUUUCAAAAAAAAAAAGGGGAGGUGUUAUGUCCGAGUGGAGAUUAAAUUACAGGUAACUCCCGAGGACUAUUAAUGGACUAAUAUUCUAUAAAUAUUCUUAUUGUAUAAUUAUUCAACAAUUACAUUACAUAUAUUUAUACUCCUCUUAUUAUAAGCUUUAUUUUGACCUAUAACUUAUUAUUGUACGAUUUACGGUUCUUAAGUUAUGUUCAGCUUAUUAACUACUGCCUCCCACAUCCACAGCCACUUUUUGGGCUUAUUUGUGUACAAUAUUAUUUCCUAUUUUAUGGUACGUUGCGGUUUGUCUGAUUGAUAUAUAAACCAAGUAUGUCUGAAAUAAAUGAUCUGCUCUGAUUCUGGUCUGAUCUGCUCUGAUUCGGAAGCUGGUAUCUUGUUCUGGACUCAAGUGGAAGGGCUCGGAAGACAUAGGACCAGUAAGGACACUAAACUGCCCACACCGGUUAAACGUCAUUGGUUGGCCUAGUGUGAAGAUUCGUAUAAGUCGUAUCCGGAUUGGUAGAUAAGUCGUGUGAUCGAAAAGUCAGACAUCCAAGGUCAUAACAAUUGGCGACGGGGAUUUUGGCAAAAACAAAAUAAUUGGGAGACGCAAGGUCAUAACACCCAUCUAGAAAAAUAUGCGAUAUUCAGAUGACAAUCUUUAAGAAACAUUUUUUUCAAGUUGUAUCAUAAUAAAUAGAUAAAAUAAUAGCACACUCCUAUGCUAGGCAGAAUCUGUGCUAUUUGUUGUUUAAGUCUUACUUUAUGGGUACAAAGAACUUAUGGUUCAUCCAGCACCACUAUGAUGGACAAUUCACUGCCACAUUUCUUUGUCUUCUUCGUUCGGUUUUGUUCGUUUAAUCUCGUCUUACUUUAAUUACGAUCACAUUUUUAUUUUCGACCUAAUCAAACGUUCGUUUCUGUUUUUUCAUUGGUAUAACCAGUCUUGUUAUUUUAGGAUUAUUCAGUGAUAUGUGUGACCCUUUACCAAUUUUGAUAUCUGAUUACUUCAGUUUUAUUAUACUUUCCGCAAUUAUUGCUAUCUCCACUGUUAUGAUAAAUUUGCAACUGUUUUUUUGCAGUAAUUACGAUUUCUUUCAUUAUUUAACUUACAGUAAUCAUAACAAUCUUCAAAUGUUUCUUUUCUCCGAUUAAGUCAUGGUCUUUGUUCAAACCUGUUCAUCUAUGUAUUGAAUAUAUGUAGAUAUGGAAAG